GCUCUUCUCCCCUUGCAGCCUGAAGUGCCGCUGUGCCUGGACCAGGCAGCAUGUCGACAGAAAAACUCAAGCACCACAAAAUCAUCUUCGUGGUGGGUGGCCCCGGCUCAGGGAAGGGGACCCAGUGUGAGAAGAUCGUGCAGAAAUAUGGCUACACCCACCUCUCCACGGGAGACCUGCUGCGGGCAGAGGUCAGCUCGGGCUCGGAGCGGGGCAAGAAGCUCCAGACCAUCAUGGAGAAGGGCGAGCUGGUGCCCCUAGACACGGUGCUGGACAUGCUGCGGGACGCCAUGGUGGCUAAAGCAGACGUGUCCAAGGGCUUCCUCAUCGACGGCUACCCCCGCGAGGUGAAGCAGGGAGAGGAGUUUGAGAAGAAGAUCGCUCCCCCGACGCUGCUGCUCUACGUGGACGCGGGGAAGGAGACGAUGGUGAAACGCCUGCUGAAGCGAGGCGAGACCAGCGGGCGGGUGGACGACAAUGAGGAGACCAUCAAGAAGCGUUUGGAGACCUACUACAAGGCCACCGAGCCCGUCAUCGCCUUCUACAAGAGCAGAGGCAUUGUCCGCCAGCUCAACGCCGAGGGCUCUGUGGAAGAGGUUUUCCAGCAGGUCUGCUCCCACCUCGACAGCCUGUAGCCGAGCCCCCAGCCCCACUCACCGCCUGGCACGCUCCGGCAGAGACAGCGGAAGCGGCUUUAUCCUGUUUUCGUGGACAGAGCCACAUGGAGGAAAUUUCAAGGACAUUGUGUUUGGCUCUUUCCCGUCUCUCCCCAGUAAAGUUCGCUUUAAUGA
Molecule: messenger RNA, 791 nt
Organism: Tauraco erythrolophus (red-crested turaco)
Lineage: Eukaryota; Metazoa; Chordata; Aves; Musophagiformes; Musophagidae
Gene: AK1
Product: adenylate kinase 1
Biological process (GO): ATP metabolic process; nucleoside triphosphate biosynthetic process
Cellular component (GO): cytoplasm
Molecular function (GO): ATP binding; AMP kinase activity; nucleoside diphosphate kinase activity
Source: RefSeq, a predicted model, not a curated record